This is a messenger RNA of Vitis vinifera (wine grape), 774 nucleotides long. RefSeq names its product WEB family protein At3g13190. NCBI's taxonomy places the organism in Eukaryota, Viridiplantae, Streptophyta, Magnoliopsida, Vitales, Vitaceae. The record is from RefSeq and is a predicted model, not a curated record. The transcript has a single exon. The coding region runs from base 1 to 774 and encodes 257 amino acids.
AUGCUUACAGGGGAAUUAGAGAAGACAAAAAUUGAGGUGGAUGAGAUUAGAGGAAGGGAGAAUGAAGCUCAAGUUGAAAUAGCACUUCUGAAAUCUGAGCUUCACAAAGGGAGGUCAAGAAUUGCAGCAGCAGAGGCAGCUGAAGCAAGGGCUGAGAGUGUUAAGUCCGGGCUAUAUCUUGCAGUCCAGCAACUAGCAGUAGAAGCAGGAGAAGCCAAGAAGGAGAGCCAAAGGCUAAAACAAGGAGCGGAUGAAGCAAAAGAAAUAACUAGAGAGACUGUCUCUGUCAACCCCCAAUUUGAAGUCUCUUCUCAAGAUUUAGAACUUUCCCAAAAAGAUGAAUACAAUAAAGAAGCUAAAGCAAGAAAAGAUGACCACAUCACAAUUUCAGUGAUUGAAUAUGAAUCAUUGGUUAGCAAGGCUAAGAAGGCGGAUCAAAUUCCAGUAUUGCUAUCUGAAAAUUUAAGUCAAUCGGCCACAUUUGAAAAUAGGGAUGAGGCGGAAGUUCUGAAGGAGUUGGAAUUUGCAAUGGUGAGAAUUGCUGAGUUUAGGACUCAGGCAGAGCAGGCAGUGAGCAGGGCUGAGAUGGCUGAGAAAGCUAAGGCAGCAAUUGAGGAACAACUAAGGCAGCGGCGAGAGCAGAGGCAAAGGAAAAGAGCUGCUUUAGCAGCGCUCCAUGAAGAGUCUGUCCGAAAAGAGAACAAUAUUCUUAAAUUUGAGCAGACUCCUACAACAUAUCAGCCACUGGGUAAGGUCCUCAACAUGAAAUUCUAG